Molecule: messenger RNA, 2568 nt
Organism: Bombina bombina (fire-bellied toad)
Lineage: Eukaryota; Metazoa; Chordata; Amphibia; Anura; Bombinatoridae
Product: oocyte zinc finger protein XlCOF19
Exons: 5
Coding region: 355-1170 (271 amino acids)
Biological process (GO): regulation of transcription by RNA polymerase II; central nervous system development
Cellular component (GO): nucleus
Molecular function (GO): DNA-binding transcription factor activity, RNA polymerase II-specific; RNA polymerase II cis-regulatory region sequence-specific DNA binding
Source: RefSeq, a predicted model, not a curated record
CUGGGAACUAUAGGAGAGCAAGCUGCAGAAGACUGAUAGAGUCCUAAAUAGGUUUUCCAGAUAUGGAUUAAAGAAACAUGGAACAAAUGCAUAAACAAUGAAGUGUCAUUUCCAGAGACGUUAAUAUGCCAAUAAAUUCUGAAAUAGAUACCGGGUAUACCUCUCAAUAAGAGUAAGAGAGAUUAUGCAAUGAAAAGAAAAUUAAUUUUAGGGAUCCAAUUACAGAAAAAGUCAUCCUGCACUUGAAUAUGGGCGACAUAAAGACGAGGGACAAUUAAUCAACAUGGUCAUCUUGGCAGCCCGGCAUAUGAUAUUUCUCAAAUGGGGAGCCCAUGAGACCCCGACGACUGGACAAUGGAAGAUGCUGCUAUACCCCACUGUGAGUUUGAGAAGGAGACUUGCAAACCAUCCCCAGGGCCAGAUCAAAAUAUCCCAGAGACAUUCAAUGGUUCUGUAAAGCAGAAUCUUGUUGAUAAAUGUAAUUCACAAGAGCACAUUCAAGAACAGUCUAAGUCAAAUGAUAAGUGUAUCAUUUACUCUUGUUUAGGAACCAUAGAAGACAAGCAGUUUAAUUGUUCCACAUGUGGCAAGAAGUUUGCUCGCGGUUCCAACCUUGCGAUGCAUGAGAUUAUUCACACAGGUGUGAAGCCAUAUGUGUGUUGCAUAUGUGAAAAAAGCUUUAGCCACAGUUCUCAUCUUGUUCGACAUAAAAGGGUUCACACUGGAGCAAAACCAUACGUAUGCACAGAGUGUGGGAAAAGUUUCAAUCAGAGUUCCAAUCUUGUAACACACCAGAGGACUCAUACUGGCGAGAAGCCAUUCUCAUGCACUUCAUGUGGCAAGAGCUUUACCGAUUACUCUGCUCUUGUACGGCACGUGAGAGUUCACACUGGUGAAAAACCAUAUUCUUGUUCUUCAUGUGGGAAAGGCUUUUCGGAUCGCUCCAAUUUAAUUGUCCAUCAGAGAACGCACACUGGAGAAAGGCCAUAUGUUUGUAUAGAAUGUGGUAAAGGUUUUAUUGACAGCUCAUCCCUAGCUAAACACCGGAGAACACACAAUGCAAAGAAACUUUACAUAUGUUCUGAAUGCGGCCAAAGUUUUCUUGACUAUCCAUCACUUGUUAAACAUGAAACAGCUGAAAAUUGUCAAUCGUUUAAAAGGACAUUCUAAUAUGAACAUAAAAUGCAGUGAAUGUCCCUUUAAUUCCCUGUCAUAGUCAUGUUUUUAUUAGUAAUAUCUUAUAAAAUAUCUUCAUUAUGGAUUACAACAUUGAAAUGAUGUGCCAGUGGAAACAUUUACUCUUGCUUUCUCACUCAGUAUAAGUCCCUACAAUAAAUUGCUUUGUGUUUUGACUGUUUUCUUUACGCAUCAAGGAUUAUGAGGGGGAGAAUGAGAUGACAUUUAAAGGGACAUUAAAGAGCCAGUAAACUUCAUACUUCCACUUAUCAUAUAAGUUAUUAAUAUAAGUUGUUAUACUCAAAUAUGUACUUUCAUUGUGAACAAAGUUAUAUAACCUUUCCAGAAUAACAGGAGAAAUCUGUAGUGCUCCAUAGCGCCCCUCCAAAAUUCUGUUCACUAAAGUUUCCAAUUGCUGCUCACCUCAUAAUGAGUAUUUGCAUAUUUAUUAGGCUGCAGGUUCACUUCCCAUCACAUGCACACUUGUUGAUUCUCUGCAAUUGCAAUAUAGGAAUCUCCCUGCAGCUCUCUAAGCACUGCUACUCUCUGCUGCAGAAAUCUCCUCCUCCUUAAGCUGGUAGUGUCAGAUGGCAACCGCUCUGUGUUUUUGCCAAGCUUCCUUCUCCUUCCUGGCAAUGUCAGCUGCUAAGCCCUUAUCACAAUGGUGUUGUGCACUUCCCUAUGUAUAAUGAGCCACACAGAGGGAGUGUAAAGUCCCUUAUUUUACUGAAGGGAAUUAAUAACAUAAAUAAUGGAUUGACAUCUACACAUUUGACUUAGCAAAUCUUAUUUUUUUAGGGGGGAUUGCAUGGCCUUUUAAUUAAUUGCCAAUAAAUUUAAUUAAUAAACAAAAAGCAUCUUUGCAAGGUGCAUUAAAGGGACAUUGUACACUAGAUUUUUCUUGCAUAAAUGUUUUGUAGUUAUAUAGCCAUUCGGUAUUGCUUUUGUAACAAUGUACAGUUUUACUUAUUUUUUUAGAACAUUGUGCUGAUUUUCAGACUAACCUAAUCAACAGUGCUAAACUGGGAGCUCCGUAACUUUUUAAAAGUAUAUUCUUCUUUAUAGUAGUGCCUAUUACAUGCAGUUAUAUAAAAAUUGGUGUAUACUGUCCCUUUAAUUAUUUAAAUGUGCUUGCUUUUGUCAUAAAAUAGUGCUUGCUUCACAUUAGCUAGGCUGGAAUUCAAAUUCUGUAAUUCUGUUGCAAAAAUGUUGCAAAUUGCAUGACCCGGUUAUACAGUGAUUGAGCAGAACACAAACUCAUUUACAAUUGUUCAUGAUUUCCAAACAUCUGCAUCAUAUGACAAUGACAGUUUUAAAUACUUUCAAAAUGUAUUUCAUAUGCAGAUCUUAUGCAAUACUUAAAAAAUAAAUGUAAUAUUUCUUUAAAUUGAA